Asparagus officinalis (garden asparagus) is the source of this 1311-nucleotide messenger RNA. RefSeq lists its product as uncharacterized. Lineage: Eukaryota; Viridiplantae; Streptophyta; Magnoliopsida; Asparagales; Asparagaceae. The transcript has a single exon. The coding region runs from base 1 to 1311 and encodes 436 amino acids. The record is from RefSeq and is a predicted model, not a curated record.
AUGGCGCCGAAUAAAGAUUGGAUGGACCUAGUAGAUGAUGAUAGACUUGAUCCAAAAUAUAAAGAAGGGGUUGAUCAGUUUUUAGACUAUGCAUAUGAGAAGCUGUUGGAUAGUUUUAAUGAAAAGGAUGAAGACUUUGAAAUUCGAUGUCCAUGUGUUAAAUGCAGCAAUGUGAAGUCUGGUAAUCGUGAGUCGGUAAAGACCCACUUGAUUAUUCAUGGAAUUAUUAAAAACUACAGAUUUUGGUGUCAUCACGGCGAAAGACAGGGUGAGUCCAUUUCGGAGUUUGAUGAAGAACAAGAAGAAAUGAUAGAAGAAAGCCAGAGUGACGAUGAAAUGCAAGAAAUGAUUGGAGAUUUAUUUCAUAAUUCAACUGGCGUUGUUGCACCUGAUGCCACGUCGAGUCAGGAUAUUCUUGAGCAGGAACCAGAUGGACAUGCAAAACAAUUCUACAGUCUUUUAGGUGACUCCGAGAAACCUUUGUAUGAAGGCUCUAAAUGUUCAAAGUUAUCUGCUUUAGUGAAACUACUUCACAUAAAGAGCCUAAAUAGGUGGAGUAAUAAAUCAUUCUCAAUGUUGCUCCAGUUUUUGAAUGAGGAGCUAUUGCCAGGGGAAUCAACACUGCCUAAUUCGUAUGACGAGGCCAAAAAAUUAAUCCGAGACCUUGGCCUAUCAUAUGAAAAAAUUGAUUCGUGUCCAUUCUCUUGCAUGCUGUUUUGGAAAAAUGAAGAAGGUCUUGAUACGUGUCAGAGAUGUGGUGCUUCUAGAUGGAAACUUGAUAAACAUGGAAAAGAGAUCAAGCGAAAGGCAAAUGGUAAAAAAAUACCACAAAAGACAUUGCGAUAUUUUCCUCUUAAGCCACGAUUGCAAAGGCUUUACAUGUCUUCGAAGACAGCUUCUGAUAUGAGAUGGCACCAUGAAAGACAAGUUGAGGACGGAGUGAUGAGGCAUCCAGCUGACUCUAAGGCUUGGAAAAACUUUAAUGAGCUACAUGACAGCUUUGCCGAAGAGCCCCGAAAUGUUAGGCUCGGUCUUGCAAGUGAUGGUUUCCAACCUUUCACAAAUUCAAAAGUUUCUUAUAGCAUAUGGCCCGUUUUACUUGUACCAUAUAACUUACCACCAUGGAUGUGCAUGAAGCAAUCUAAUUUUAUUUUAUCUAUGCUCAUUCCUGGUCCAACUGGUCCUGGAGAUGCUAUUGACACCUACUUACAACCAUUGAUAGAAGAACUAAAGGAGUUGUGGGCCUCAGGCGUUCGAACAUAUGAUGUAUCUCUGAGACAGAAUUUCAUUUUACAUGCAGCACUAAUUUGA